GGCAGAGUGUUAUCAGUCGUAGAAAAAGGAGGCUAAGGAAGUACAGUAAUGCUGGAGCAAACACUACUGUCCUAUGUUCAACUUGCACUGUCCUGGACUGUCACUAUUUUUACAUAUAUUAUAUGUGAGCUAGAUCUUAGUCCUAUUUGACAAUGCCAUGGGUAACUGCUGGGCCUUCUGUGUGGGCUUCUUCAGGAAAGAAACUAACAGGAUCCAAAGAGGAGGAGGGUCCAAAUACUUCCGCAGCAGCACGACAGGGGAGCAUUUUACUAUAGAGUUUGAAAAUCUUGUAGAAAGUGACGAGGAGGAGAGUCAACAGCCCUGUCCAAGGCCCAUAAGUGAGGAUGAAAUUCAGCACCUCCGUGAGCACCGGUACACUGCCAUUUCAAAUCAGCAGGUACUGAUAGACCUGCAGCUACAAGCCCAGUUAGAGGCACAAGAGGAGAGGUUGAGGCUAGAAGAGGAGGCUAGAAAUGCUGCCCAGCGCGAGGCUGCCAGAUUGGCACGUGAGCGAAAACAGAAGGAGCUGGCCACCCAGAGGCCAAGGGGGAAAGCAGAUGGUUGCGGCAGCGAACCUCAGCAGAGAAAACACGCGGCUGGUGGUUUGGAUCCCUUCCUGCAGAAUGUAAAGGUCCAGUCAGAGGCCUUCAGAAGCAACAGACUUCCUUCCGACACAAACGUAGUGACUCCUAACACAGAGAGCAGCUGGGAUUUCACCACCAAGACCCGAUCUACCAAUGAUGACGGCACCUCACUGGAUCUUGAGUGGGAAGAUGAGGAGGGAAUCAACCGAGGCCUUCCAGCCUGGGAGAGGUCUCGGACAGAAGAGGACAUACUGCGUGCAGCCUUGAGGCCCGGCGAGAAGCAAGCACACAGUGGCCCAACCUCCAACUCUGAGGACUCCAACGCACUGGAGUGGGAGAAUGAUUUUGUGAGUACUCACCCAGAGGACUGCGCAGACUCGGAAUUUGAGGGUUUUGUCAACCCAGUGUUAGACACUCCCUCUGAGGACGCUUCAGACUAUAGUCUCAGGAUGGACGGCCAGGACAGAUAGUCUCUAGCACUAAAUCCGACCAUUACAACUUUCUCAUGUCAGUGCUCACCAGCUUUUUUCUCCUCUCAUGAAUUAAAUGUACUUCAUAUUGGAUCGUAUGAUGGAAGGGAUGCUGCAGUUGGGCCCUCCAAAACAGAAGCAGACUUUUUCAGUGCCUUCAUCACUGACCAUCCUAUAAAUUGUAGCUGAUCAUUCGCCAUCCUUUGGUCUUACUGUCAUUGCACAUUGCCCAUGUCAUCCAAACUCUUCCAAAAGUCUCAAGAUAUAACAUCUCAAGAGUCACUGUUGUUUCUAUAUUUUAUUAUACCAUGCAGGAUGUUACCAUCAGUGGAGUGAAACAAGUUAGAUUACACUGAGGUAGCAAAUGAACAGAAUGAACACAAUUAUUCAUUUUCAAUGUGAUACAAGUCAAAUUUGUCAUCAUCUUGGAACACCAUAAUAAUACUAGUAGGAGGGAGCACAAAAAGCACCUUUGAGUUUCAUGCACCUCUUAUUGCAUGACAUUGACACUGCACAUACACAACAUGUGUUCAUUGUCACAUUUCAAAUUUGGUCUCGAUGAGUCCGUGUCAAGUUUGGAUGAUAAUUUCUUCUGCAAAUAAAAAGCUCAUUACAGCACGUCAUUGUAGGGCUGGGCGGUAUGGCUGAAAACUGUACCACAAUACAGGUUUUCUAUAUUGGUCGAUAUUGAUAAUUACUCAGAUUUUUAUAACCUAUGAAAAAUAUGGACCAGGAAAAAUGAUAUAAAAUGUUAACAUUUUGAUUUAAAAUGUAACCUACCUCCGAUGAUAAUCCCCUCAGGUAUCGAGGCAAAAAAGAAAGGACAUUUCAGCACGACCAUGGAAAACUAUCAGUGUAAACAAAAAUUUUAAAUCACAAUAAACACUGAAAGGAGAACUAUUUUUCAUUUAUUUUGCUUAUCGUUCACAAGCAUUUUAUUUUUCUAACAUAUAAAAAUUGCCUUGUUAUACGGUGGCGAGCAAUCAAUUCUACCUCUAAAUCAAUUUAAAAACUGUCAUUACAUUCUGUAACCUGUAUAAUAACCAAGCUGGAGCGUCAUUGUUAUUGUAAAAGCGAACACAGAGGAACUAUUUUUCUAGCGUACUAACACAUCCGCGUGCUACGGUAUUAGCCGUGAGCAAGCUACAGAAAGAGACAUGCGAGCUUCUACGUCAGCACCCGACUUGCAUUUGAAUUUGUAAUAAACCAACACAACGCGAUAGAACAACAAUCUGUACUGACUGAAAAACAUUAACAAUCAUAUUACAGUAUCUGUAAAGUAAUAGCCCACAUUUCAUGUUUUGUUUGUACACAUCGAGCUUGACAGCUUAUGUACUGUAGUUGUACAUUGGUGUGCUGUAUGUAUCAUGAUAAAUAGUAUAGUGACUCACUCGAUGGACAGUUCUCUGUUAGGUCUAGCUGGCCGGGGGCGUUUUCAGUUAAUGUGGAUAGGCACACAAAUAAUUUUGCAUAGCUUGGCUCAAAAUUCGCAGCGGGACCAAGACACAUAGACCUUACUCUCUCAGCUUCCGUCUUCUCCAACGUUUUAGCCUCUUCUUCAUGCUCGCUUCUAUGAGCAGCAGUUAAUCCUCCGUAUUUCUUGUAUUCCGACAUGUGACUUCUUCCCGAAAGUGAAAACCAGUGAUGGUCAACCAAGCGAAGAUGGCUGUUGUACAGCAAGCAGCGCGCAAACUAUCUGAGUAACAAAAGAGGCUUAAAUCUUCCUGCAAAAAGCAGAUACAAGCAAAAAAUCUAACUAUGCAAUGGAAUCUAUCCCUAUACUUUAUCAAAAAAGAUUUGUCGAGUAAUAUCAAGAAUUAAGUCAGUCGCCUUCCCAAACAUAUCAAACUAUUGUGCUCCAGACAUCAUUCUACACGACAAAACAGAUGAAAACUUGGAAAAACAUGGAGGUCUACAACUUCUUUGUGUGUGGCUGGGUCAAGGAAAUUGGUAUCAAGACUCUCCCAGAUAAAUAUUCAUCUCUUUUACUCGGGUAAGAUUGCAUUUCAUGGUGUAACUUUGCGUCUACUACUAUGUGUGUUGUUCUUGCACGCACUGUUCACAAGUGGUGUGUUUUUCCCCAUCUUUGUCAAAAUAUAACUACAGAUGUCAACAUUGUGUAUAUGCUGAAAGCUUAACUCUUAGGUUUUGCUCACAUUAGACUCGCCGAGUUGGUGCUUUUCGAAACACUCGUAGCAAACGUGUUUAAAAAAUAUAAAUGAUAUCAAGAUAAUACUUAAAUGGGAAAUAAUAAACGUUACAAGUAUAUCAAACAAACCUUCACUGCAAACUCAUGCAUUCUUCGACUGCUCCCUUGGACUGAAAUGUGAGCUGCAUGCUUUUCUCAACCUUGUUUUCGUAAAAUCUUGCACUCUUCCGCCCUUUUUGCUUGAAGGAACUCUGAAGAAAAGUGUUUCCUUUUCGCGAUUUGAACGAUUUGUACAGCACAAACACAACGCAAGCAUAGGGCCAUUUUUUCUUCAAGAAAGGCUAAAUGGCGCCCAGCACCCAUUGAAAUCAGAGCUAGCUUGACCACCACGCAUAUUUAAUGUGCGGGACGUGAGCCGGAAGUGACUUUAGUAAAAUCCAAGCAAUAUUCAGAUUAAAAAAGUUAAGGUUAUGUAUCCUCAUUUGUCCAAAAAUUGUCAUCAUCGUUGUCUGUUACCAAGUCCGCCAUGAUUAGAACACACUUGCGUUUGUUUCCGGAAGUAGAAACAACACACGUUUAUUGCCGGAAGUUGAAAGGGCGCUACUAUGGAAACGGGCGACCGGUAUUGCUUAAAAUGACCAAAAUACGGUAAAUAUUGUACAUAUUACAUAUUGUUAUAAACAUGUCUGUUACUUCAUUAUAUAUAUACUUGCAGUGUGUAUAUAAAAUGUUGGAGGGUUUUGAAGUUGCUUUAAAGGAUACAAUAGUGAUUCCCAUUAGCCGCAUCUUGCAAGUGUUUUUUUAUAAUUUUUAACCCCCCCCCCAAAAAAAUAAAGACAUAUAUGUUCUUAUCUCCCAUAUAGAUUGUGAACGAUAGGCAAAAUUACAAAAAGUGUAGUUUACCUUUAACAAUAAUCUCUUUCAAUGAAGACUCAAAAAGAAGAAAUAUGUAAGAAUUGCCUAAUAAAGUGUAACAAAAUAGUGCAAAGUGUAAAAAUAUAAACCAAGAGAAACCUGAGAAGAACACUUUUUUUACAGGUUUACUGCCAAGAAAUUAUUUGGUUUGUGUAACAUUUAAUUUGGUCUGUUAUUCUCAUUUAGGUAUGGAAAUUAAUUUGUUAUGCAGUAAUUAUUUAAAUAUUAUUGGACCAAAUUAGUAUUCUAAAGUAGCACAUUUGUUAUAUUUUGUUAUUAAUUUUAUUUAUACAGUCGUGCACAGUUCCUGCCUGUUGUUUCUGAAUAUUCGAAUAGGGAACGGACAAGGGUGGGUUGAAAAGAAAAGAUGAGCGCGGCAGAGGAGUAUGGUCUGUUUGAAAAAAUAAAAAAAACUGCCAUACUGUGACUUUUCCUCUUUUAUCAACACUUCGUUCGCUCUCUGUAGCACUCAUUUUUACUUUCUCUUCUCACUCCAUGCAGAGAAUCAACAGCGAGACAGCAAGGUGGCGCAAACUAACUUGAUAGUUGAUACUGUUACGCGAUUGGCUGUUUAGUGUGUCCCUCCCAUUGCUCACUGAUCACUUCCUGUUUUGUUAGGUUAACAGACCGCAAGUACCUUUGUUCAAGCAACAAACCAUGUUUCGUUCUUUUCCAGCUUCUUCCGACCAAAAGCAUGUAUAUAUAUCAAACGUUUUAUUCAAAACAUUUUUUACUCAUAUAAAUGAUGUGUCUAUCGGGAUAUAUAUUGAUAACGUUUUAUCGGCCCAGCCCUAAAUCAUUGCAACAGCUGGCUUUUCUAUGCAUGUGGCUUGCAGGAAUCCUUCCCAUUGUCUUUUUUUAAUGUGGGCCAUAAUAUGAUAUCAACUUUCUAAUAUGGAGCCUCUUGCCCAAUGCAUAACCUGUCAUCUCAGCUAAUGAAUACAGUGGCACCAUGGGUUACUAGUUGGCGUAGCAAAUGUCAGUGAACCCGUUAAGAUUUGACUAAAACGUCCUGUCUUACUCACUAGCAUUCGCUUCUAGCUAGCUAGAGAUUGACCAACUUUGUUUUCCAAUCAUGAGAAGGAAGUAUGUGAGUGUGAAGGACAGUGCUGAGAAAAAAACCUGAUGAUAUUCAUUGAAUUUAAGAAAAAAAAUCUAAGGUAAUGACAGAGCAUGUGGUUAAGCACCAUACCACCACCAUACUAAAGUAAAAUGAGUAGAGGGCCAGCCAAAGACGUUAAAAUAAUUUGUAAACGGCGGACAUUUAUCCAUAAAAAUAUGGAGAAGCUGCUGAUGGUGUGUUUAAUGGAGUAGCAGCUCAAAAGAGAUAGCUUAGAAGUCCGCUCUCCAAGGUAAAUACUGUACAUUAUUAUUAAAUGACUCGAUAAAACUACUAUUUCUUAUAUAAAAAAAAUAUAUAUUUUAAAAGGCAUGUUAAAAUGGUGCUGUUUUAAUGAGGGGAUAAUCACAGAUUAAAUUGAUUUAAAUUAAUUUCAAUGGGCUGUUCCGCAAUAACAGUUUUUCAAGGUACAAGCUGCUCACAGAACCAAUUCAGCUCGUAUCUCGAGGUACUACCCUACUUGAAUAGACCGAGGAACACAUUGUUGGGAGAAAGCACCUUCAUACCUUCAUGAAUAUAUCCCACCUAUAAAAGGUCAUGUUUCUGUCAAUUAACAGCCUUAAAUAAUUAACAAUUAUAAUUUCAGUAUGUGCAUUCUGUUACCAUUUUAAUUGGAAGCGCCUACGAGUUGAUGAUACUGACGCUAAACAAUUCAAGUUCAAAUGUCAUAUAAACUCCAUCUAUCGUCUGUCUGUCACUGAAAGCAAUCUUUCAGCCUGAACAAGGACCAACGACUCUAGACUUAAACCCACUUGUUUAUGAUCAACUCCUUUUCCUCUAAUUGACAUCCAAAUAUUUUUUUAAGUACUUUCACAAUGCACCAUUUCCACAUGUGUGAUGUGCACGUUUAACAUGGCGAGUCCAUCAUUUUUUUACACAUUUAAUUUUAAUUAGAGGUAUUCCAACCUGAUAUGAUCGGAUAUCGGUCCAAUCACAGCAUAAAAGCAAGGAUGGGAUUAUAUCAGCCUGCAUCUAAAAUCUCUGAUAUAAACUCUCUGAAACAGGCUGUCCUACAGCAAGUUUACUUGUGCAAAGCUUGACUGCCAAUUAACAGCUAAAUGUCUUCCAACAAUGUUGCUAGCAGCUGCACAACAGCUAAGCACACAAGCUAGACAUAAGUGUCCUUAAUUGAACAAAAAUGCAGUCUAUAACAGCAUAUUUGUUAAUAUAAACAAGUAUCAAAUAGUUAUAGUUGCAUAUUUCUUACACAAACCAAAUCUCCAAGGCUGAAGUGUAUUAGAAAGUAUCCAGUAAAAAACUUAUCCGCAUCAUUAUACUUACUGCGUCAUGAAUUAUGAAUUAUUGUCGCCACUAGGGUCACCAAAAAACAAUUACAUUCUACUUCAACCAAAAGAUAAUGUAAAUCCAUUCCAAACAGUUGCUAAUAAAUAGUUGUUGUUUUUUUUUAUACCUACCCUUAUUCUGUUUGAUUAAUUUCACCUGAUCAACGCUUUUCUAACAUUUCACACUUAAAAUAAAAGUAUGUAUGAGUCGUGCUGAUAUAUUGGAUAAAUAUCGGUAUCUGCCAAUAUAUACUCAAGGCUCCUGUCAGGCUUGCUACUGACAGUUUGGUCAUGUUUUUGUUUUCCUUUGUGUGGUGUUUUAAUUCCUGUCCAGUGCUCUGUUUUCUAGUUUCUACUUCCUUUGUUUUUGAAUCACCUCCAGUCCUGGUGCUCUUGCUUUUUCAGUGUUUCCUGUUUGGUCUCUGUGUUUUGAAGCACCUUUACUUUCUGUUCCAUGUCCUGUCAGCACACCUGAUUCUCAUGAGUUAGUUCUAUUUAGUUCCACCUGGGUGCCUCCUUCUGUGCUGGAUCAUUCUACUUGUUAGUCUGUUUCCAAUAAAUAUACUUUUACCUGCACGCUGUCUGCUAUUUCCGCAUCCUUGGGGUCACGCUACAAGCAACGUUUACCAAAUCCUGAUAGAAAUGAUCCAGCAAGUGAGUGACCCCGCGGAGAUUUCUAUGGCCCAGCGGUUUGAAAAGAUUUUGGCACUGAUGGCCACGUUGAAGCGUUCUUCAGCCUCUCAUCAAGCUCCCUCCCACCCAUCCCUGGCAUCUGUUGGCCUCUCUGGGGGCGUUUGGGAUCCGUUCAUUGGAGUGAGGGGGGCUAUGAGUAGCUGUGCAGCUGGGGAGGCACGACUUCUUCUUGCUCUAGUGAGGUCAUCCAUGACGUCGCUUCCAGCAAGCCUUCUUGCUCCGGUGAGGUCGUCCAUGAUGCUACUACCGUAAUUUCCGGACUAUAAGCCGCACCUGACUAUAAGCCGCACCAGCUAAAUUUAGGGGAAAAUACAGAUUGCUCCAUAUAUAAGCCGCACCCGACUAUAAGCCGCAGGGUUUUGAUGUGUAAUUACCGUAGUAUAUAGGGGUUCUUGCUACCACGGAGGGGAUUGUCGGGACAGAGAUGACUGUUUGGGAACGCAAAGCGUCCCAUUUAUUAACAAUAAAUCUUUCAAUCAUUCAAUCAAACUUUCACAUCUUUGACAUGGCGAACAGCAUUCGUGCAGAGUACAAAUAAUAAAACGGUGCAGAGUAAUACAAAGUGCUCGCCUGUACGUUAUCAAAAUAACCAGCCUACCGGUAUAUGAAAAGUCAGUCUUUAAUCAUUGUGUCAUCGUCUUCCUCCUGCGUACUAAAACCACCGAAAUCCUCUUCGUCGGUGUCGGAGAAGAACAGGCCGUAAAUAAGCCGCACCCUUGUAUAAGCCGCAGGGACCAGAACGAGGGGAAAAAGUAGCGGCUUAUAGUCCGGAAAAUACGGUAUGUUUCCCCGUCGCUAAACGACGUCGCUACCAGUACUCCAUUCUGCGCCAGUGAGUUCGCCCACAAUGCUGAUACCGUUCUGUCCUGUCCUGGCGACGCCACCUGUCUCUCUACCGGUGGGGUCGUUGCCUGUCUCUCUCACGUCGCCUGAGCUUCCUCGCCUGCUGGAGAAGCGCCCGUUUGGUGCUGGCCGUCCUCGCCUGCUGGAGAAGCGCCCGUCUGGCACUUGCCCUCCUCGCCUGCUGCAGAAGCGCCCGUCUGGCGCUCGCCUUCCUCGCCUGCUGAAGAAGCGCCUGCUGAAGAAGCACCUAUCUGGCGCUCACCGUCCUCACCUACUGCAGAAGCGCCCGUCUGGCGUUUAUCUUCCUCCUUGUUAUCAGCCGUAAUGGUGGCCAGUCCAUGGACAUCCUCUGCACCGACGGCAGCAGCGCCUGGGACAUGGGCGUUGACGACUGUUGCUGCUGGGGCAUUGAUCGUGGGCUUCUCUUGUUCCCCUUCGCCAGCUGCGUCUGUGUUGCACCUGCCGCCAACACCUGGCUCUUCCCCGCUGGCUCCGGGAAAAUAUGGCAUGGAUAGUUGGCCGGCCCUUUGAGGCGGGAUGCAGUUUGGCGACCCUCCACCAUUCUUUCCUUCACCCUCCCUUGGUUUUUGGACUUUCUGUUGAACUUAAAACGUCUGGUAUCCGUUAUAGGAAGUGGGGCUACUGUCAGGUUUGCUACUGACAGUUUGGUCAUGUUUGUGUUUUCUUGUGUUUGCCGUUUUUAAUUCCUGUCCAUUACUCUUAUUUAUAGUUUAUACUUCCUGUGUUUUUGAAUCACUUCCUGUCCUGGUGCUCUUGUUUUGUCAGUAUUUCUUGUUUGCUGUCUGUUUUGAAGCGCCUUUACUUUCUAUUCCAUGUCCUGCCAGCGCACUUGAUUCUCAUUAAUUAGUUCCACUUGGGUCCCUCCUUCUGUGCUGGAUCAUACUAUUUGUUAGUCUGCUUCUUGUUGCCGAUAAAUAUACUUUUACCUGCACACCGUCUGUUAUUUCCGCAUUCUUGGGGUCAUGCUUCAAGCAACGCUUACCAAAGCCUGACAGCUCCAAAAUAAGUAUCGUAUCGGAGGUGAAAAUGUAUCAGGACACUCCUAGUUUUAGUAUUGUUUUGAUAAUCACCUUUUUUUCCACCAAUAGCUUAAAUCAAAGAAUGUUAAGAAAUGUUAUUCUUUAUUAAUUUACUAAAAUGACCUCUUCAUUAAAGCUUGGAACACUGGAUUCAUUGUGUAUUACUUAAUUUCUUGAUAUCUGAUCUUUACAGUGCUGCACAUUGUUUAUAUUUGCAAUAACUAGUGUCAUUUAGAGCAGUGGUUCUCAAACUUUUUUCAGUGAUGUACCCCCUGUGAACAUUUUUUUAAUUCAAGUACCCCCUAAUCAGAGCAAAGCAUUUUUGGUUGAAAAAAAGAGAUAAAGAAGUAAAAUACAGCACUAUGUCAUCAAUUUCUGAUUUAUUAAAUUGUAUAACAGUGCAAAAUAUUGCUCAUAUGUUGUGGUCUUUCUUGAACUAUUUGGAAAAAAAGAUAUACAAAAAACUAAACUUGUUCAAAAAUAAACAAGUGAUUCAAUUAUAAAUAAAGAUUUCUACACAUAGAAGUAAUCAUCAACUUAAAGUGCCCUCUUUGGGGAUUGUAAUAGAGAUCCAUCUGGAUUCAUGAACUUAAUUCUAAACAUUUCUUCACAAAAAAAGAAAUCUUUAACAUCAAUAUUUAUGGAACAUGUCCACAAAAAAUCUAGCUGUCAACACUGAAUAUUGCAUUGUUGCAUUUCUUUUCACAGUGCUUUUUGACAGACAUUUAAAAAAAAAUCUCACGUACCCCUUGGCAUACCUUCAAGUACCCCCAGAGGUACGCGUACCCCCAUUUGAGAACCACUGAUUUAGAGCCCUGGAAGGGUUCACUUUGGGUAGCUACUCAUAAAACCAAGCCUUGUGAUAUUAAAAAAACGAAAAACGGGGCCACAACAAAUCUUGUUUAGGGCCACAAAACUGCGCUUUGAAAGCGAAAGUAAUAAAGCAGGCAAUGAAACAUGACACUUGUUGGUCAUUCAAAGCAUUACAGGCAACCUACUAUUGCAGCAAAAUUAUUUGCAAAUGCCGAUAUAAAUCUGCAUCUGUAAUCCAUUUCAGGUGUCUGUGAACUAAUUGAUCUCUGGAUCUCUGUAUCUCAUGUGUGUGUGUAUUAAGUUGUCUGUCCGUAUUAUGAUUUGUCUGUAGGUAAAAAUAAAAAUCAG
Molecule: messenger RNA, 10258 nt
Organism: Entelurus aequoreus (snake pipefish)
Lineage: Eukaryota; Metazoa; Chordata; Actinopteri; Syngnathiformes; Syngnathidae
Gene: ap1ar
Product: adaptor related protein complex 1 associated regulatory protein
Exons: 10
Coding region: 158-1054 (298 amino acids)
Biological process (GO): negative regulation of substrate adhesion-dependent cell spreading; regulation of Arp2/3 complex-mediated actin nucleation; negative regulation of cell motility
Molecular function (GO): AP-1 adaptor complex binding
Source: RefSeq, a predicted model, not a curated record